UAUAAGCGUCGGAUGGUUCAGAUCAUUCCUGACCUCCACUUUUCUUAAUUUAUCGUUCAAAAUGGAAAUAGCGAUCACUACCGCAAGGCGUUACAUGACUACAAUUUGCCUAAGAUGUUUGAGGUCUCAUGCGGCGAUAAAAAGUUUAAACAUAAGUAGAGUUGGUGCACAGGUAACUUCAUUCCAUACAGCACCAAGGCUACAGCACAAGCUUGACGAUUUCUUUGAAAUGUUCUCCUUUAAUGGAGAUGAAGUUGCCACAGGUCGACCAUGGAGAUUGGAUGAGCUACGAUUAAAAAGUAACCAAGAUCUUCACAAACUAUGGUACGUCCUAUUGAAGGAACGCAACAAGCUUAUGACUAUGGAAGAUAUGUAUGCUAAAAAGAAAAUGGAAUUCGUCAAUCCAGAACGAAUCUACAAGGUAGAAGAGUCUAUGGAGAAUAUACUGGAGAUAGUCCAAGAGCGUGAUACGGCAUACAGACUUCUGGAAUUCGGGGAUGAAGGGCAGUCUGAUACAUAUGUGUCCCGUAACGCUGUCGGUAUACCUUAUGAGAAGACAAAAAGAGACCAUUACAUACCUAAAGAAGUUAAUAAGAAACACCAGCUGCUGAACCCAGAAUAUGAGGCCUGGAUGGGCAAACACUUGCCGAAAUAUGAGGAGAGGUUGCGACGGAUACGCAACAGAAAUAUACGGACUCUUAAACGGAAAAAGGAGGCCUUGAUGAAACAGUUUGAUAUGACGGAGGAAGAACUUGAGGAGAUUGAAGAGCUGAAAUAUGAUGAGAGUAACGAUGAACUGAAAAAGUACCUGAAAAUGACAGUCCAACUGAAUGAUCAUAAAAAGUGAGAUUGUGUACAAGGACUUUUCGGAUUUUUCACAUGAGAAUUAUAGAUUAUUUAAAUCGAUUCUUUCUUUGAUUCUUUCAAGUGAAGGUCUAAUAGAAAUACCAUAAAUUUUGAGGGUUCAUGUGAAAGUGUUUUAGGGAUUUUUCAUAAUUUUGACUAGAUUAUAGAUUAUUUUAAUUGAUUCUUUCAAAAGAUGGUCUCAUAGAAAAACCAUAACAUUUGAGGGUUAAUGUGAAAGUGUUUUAGGGAUUUUUCGUAAUUUUGACUUAAUUAUAGAUUAUUUAAAUUGAUUCUUUUUUUUUAAUCUUUCAAAUGAAGGUCUCAUAGAAACACCGUAACAUUUUAGGGUUAAUGUGAAAGUGUAUUAGGGAUUUUUCAUAAUUUUGACUUGAUUGUAGAUUGUUUAAAUUUAAUGUUUCAAAUGGCGGUAGAAAUGAUUGAGCAUUAAAACAGCUUCAGAUUUGUUUAUAAAUUUUGAUUGGUGACAUAAGGAUUAUUAUGGAUUAUUUCUAAAAGAACUCAAAAACGAUGGGUGAAUUGAAUUAGUAAUACUAUAAAUCGUAAGAGUAUGUAAGGAUUUUGGGAAUCUUGAAUGGAUUAUUUGUGAUGAUUAUAAAUGUUGUAAGUCUGUAAAAAAGGUUUCAUGGGUAACAAGCUUUGUUUGUAUAGUGACGUGAAGAAAGUUAUUAAAUGAUUUAUAUGAAAUCUUUAUUCGUUGUUCUCCAAUAAUAAAUAAACAAAUUUGCAAGUAUUAGUGCUUAAUGUACAGUAAAACUGCGAUUGCUCGAGGUCGCCGGGGACCGAGCCUCAACCUUGAGGGAACCGAUGUUUCGAACUACCCGAUUCUCAAUUCUCCAGUCUGUUAUGAAAUAUAUUUCGGUGAAUUUCAAGUAUUAAGUUGUCUGUUUACUAUGACACCGAUUAUGUAUUGCGUUGUGGAAAUCGCUCAUAUGUUCAAAGACUGUCGUUUACUAUAUGUAUACUAAAUAUAAAAUGUAAAAGCAAUAUCACUAAAUCAAUUUAUUUUUACAAAAUGGCCAUAUUGUGAAAAGCAAAGUGACAAAAAGGAAUUCUUUUCAUAGAUUCCGAUGUUGGAUCGAUAUGGUAGUGUUUAUUCAUAUUUUUAUUACUCAUUUACAUUUCUCACAAUUAACUUCUCGUCAUUAACUUCUCAUAAUUAUCUUCUAAAAUGCCCUUAUCAACUAAUAUCGGUCAUGCUUUAACAGCGUUGAACGGUUUUUCACACCUUAUCAAUUGCCUUUCAACUGACAUUGCAAUUUUUACAACUUGCGUAAAUUUUAAUACCUAGCAAUUGUUUGUUUUUUUUGGAACAUGCGUUUGGGAAAAAAGGGAAAUUAUGACCUUGAGGGAGCCAUAAGGUUUUGUGCAUGAUUUGUGUACUUGGGACCGAGAAUAUUGCUCGACUCCUCGACAUAAUUAGGUUUCGAUGCAGGGUAGGUAUAUUUUAUAUGAAAAUAGAAGGAAAAACGUUCCGACCUCGAGGGAACGCCGGUUUUCGAACGACCGCUUGUUCGAACGACCGCAGUUUUACUGUAUCAGAGUAUUUGUAUUCCAACUGAAUGUGCAUUUAAUUGUUCCUGUACAAGCUGAGUAAUAUUGUGUCAUAGACUGUGACUGAUUUCCAUAUCAUUUUGAUAAAAUAAUGAUUAUACCUUAUCAUUUUACAAAUAAUUGAAUUUUUGAGUAAA
This is a messenger RNA of Mya arenaria, 2555 nucleotides long. RefSeq names its product 39S ribosomal protein L47, mitochondrial-like. Gene Ontology annotation, molecular function: structural constituent of ribosome. Gene Ontology annotation, biological process: mitochondrial translation. Bases 62 to 847 code for a protein of 261 amino acids. Gene Ontology annotation, cellular component: mitochondrial large ribosomal subunit; mitochondrial ribosome. NCBI's taxonomy places the organism in Eukaryota, Metazoa, Mollusca, Bivalvia, Myida, Myidae. The transcript is spliced from 6 exons. The record is from RefSeq and is a predicted model, not a curated record.